Messenger RNA from Hyla sarda, 1948 nucleotides. It is a transcript of the gene BCS1L, whose product is annotated as mitochondrial chaperone BCS1. NCBI's taxonomy places the organism in Eukaryota, Metazoa, Chordata, Amphibia, Anura, Hylidae. Bases 288 to 1547 code for a protein of 419 amino acids. The transcript has 8 exons. Gene Ontology annotation, biological process: mitochondrial respiratory chain complex III assembly; protein insertion into mitochondrial inner membrane from matrix. Gene Ontology annotation, cellular component: mitochondrial inner membrane. The record is from RefSeq and is a predicted model, not a curated record. Gene Ontology annotation, molecular function: ATP hydrolysis activity; ATP binding.
CAUCGGGCGCGAGCUCUGUGCCUCUAGUGAGGAGUCCGGGCUCUGUAUACUGUAUAUAUAUAUAACGGGGCACAUAACACCUGCAUUGCCAUAGAGUGAGCUGGUCCCACAUCAUGGACAUUGGGGGAGUCAGUCACACGGCGCUCACUUACAGGGGAUAGGCGUGGCGGAGGCGGGGCAUUACUUUCCCCGGCCACGCCUCCGAAUGUUGCUGACGGCACGAAAACACGAUUACCCUGAGCGGUCAAAGAGAUAACGCUGCUCUGGUCUCCUCAUCAUCAGUCACAAUGCCCUUCUCAGACUUCGUGGCGGCCCUGAAGGACAACCCUUACUUUGGGGCAGGGUUUGGUCUGGUUGGCGUGGGCACGGCGCUGGCAUUAGCCCGUAAGAGUGCCCAGCUUGGAAUGGUGGCCUUCCGGAGACAUUACAUGAUAACACUGGAGGUCCCCAGCAAGGACAAGAGUUACCAAUGGCUGCUGAGCUGGAUCUCCCAUCACGCCAAACGUACACAACAUCUGAGCGUAGAGACCUCGUACCUGCAGCACGAGAGCGGCCGCAUCAGCACCAAGUUUGACUUUGUGCCCAGCCCCGGGAAUCACUUCAUUUGGUACCGAAAUAAGUGGAUUCGUAUAGAGAGAAAUCGUGAGAAGCAAAUGAUCGACUUACACAGCGGGACCCCAUGGGAGUCAGUCACGUUCACCGCAGUCGGGACUAAUCGGGACCUUUUCUUCCACAUUCUCCAAGAAGCCAGAGAACUCGCUCUGCGCCAGCAGGAAGGGAAGACGGUGAUGUACACGGCGCUGGGGUCAGAAUGGCGACCAUUUGGUUUCCCUAGACGCAGACGACCCCUGACCUCUGUGGUGCUAGAAGAAGGCAUCUCCGAUAAAAUUGUUCAGGAUGUGAAGGGAUUCAUCGACAAUCCGAAGUGGUACAGUGAGCGAGGAAUCCCGUACAGACGAGGAUAUCUCCUAUACGGCCCGCCGGGAUGUGGGAAGAGCAGCUUCAUCACAGCCCUGGCCGGAGAGCUGGAGUACAGCAUCUGCCUGAUGAGCCUGAGUGACAACAGCCUGUCCGACGACCGCCUGAACCACCUCCUGAGCGUCGCUCCGCAGCAAAGCAUCAUUCUAUUAGAGGACGUGGAUGCUGCUUUUGUUAGUCGUGACCUGGCAAAGCAGAAUCCUGCUGCGUAUCAGGGAUUUGGCCGCUUAACCUUUAGCGGUCUGUUAAAUGCUCUGGAUGGCGUCGCCUCCACAGAAGCUCGCAUCGUCUUUAUGACGACCAAUCACAUUGACAGGUUGGACGCGGCGCUGAUCCGUCCCGGCCGCAUUGAUGUCAAGCAGUUCAUAGGACCCUGCAGCCGCUGGCAGCUGACCCAGAUGUUUCAGAGGUUUUACCCGGAGCAGCCCGUUUCUGCCGCAGAGGAAUUUGCAGACAUGGCCCUCAAUGCCUUUGAGAACAUAAGUGCCGCCCAAGUGCAGGGUCACUUCAUGAUGCACAAAAAUGACCCCCAGGCCGCCAUAAAGAACAUUCACUCUCUAGCUACAUAACGGACCCCAGAGCGGCAGUGUGAGGGGCCGCACAGUCGUAUAAAGGGCCGAGCAGUCGUAUGAAGGGCCGAGCAGUCGUAUGAAGGGCCGCACAGUCGUAUGAAGGGCCAAGCAGUCAUAUGGGACUGAAGAUGUUCUACAACGGUUUCAAGACCUCUGCUUGCUUUUCAGAUUGUCCUGAGAAGUAUGAACAGUUAAUGGGGAACUCAAAGGGAGAUGAAUGGGAUAAGUUUUUGCUCUAGAAUGUUCUGAUUCUAGAUGAACAAAGAUCUUGAAAAAAGCAAUAAAUGGAAGCAUAAAGUAUUUCAGAAAGUUGAAGUAACUAUUAUCAGGCAUUGUAUAAGUUUUAUAUACAUAAAUCAGAAAUAAAGAAACAGAAACUUUCAUCUCAUUGUUCAUUG